Messenger RNA from Helianthus annuus (common sunflower), 1218 nucleotides. RefSeq names its product cyclin-D3-2. The record is from RefSeq and is a predicted model, not a curated record. Gene Ontology annotation, biological process: mitotic cell cycle phase transition; regulation of cyclin-dependent protein serine/threonine kinase activity. The transcript has 4 exons. Gene Ontology annotation, molecular function: cyclin-dependent protein serine/threonine kinase regulator activity. Bases 166 to 1146 code for a protein of 326 amino acids. Gene Ontology annotation, cellular component: cyclin-dependent protein kinase holoenzyme complex; cytoplasm; nucleus. NCBI's taxonomy places the organism in Eukaryota, Viridiplantae, Streptophyta, Magnoliopsida, Asterales, Asteraceae.
GUGAUACCUAGUGAAUAAAAGCUCACACCCACUGUGCACUGCUCACUAGUCUUUCUAGUCUUCUCCCUCCCUCCUUCCAUCCAACCAAACCUCUAGAAAGAUGGGGUUCAUCUCCAUCUUCAUAUUCAAACUCAAACCCUAAAUCCCAUCCUAUUCAACAACAAGAUGAUUACCCUUCUAAACUUACUUCAAUGUAACGAAGACACCCAUCAAUGGGAUAUUGAUGAAAUUGACACCUACACUGUUGGUAUUAAUAUUGAUAAUAAUACUCACCAGGAACUAUCCUCGUUACUCUCCAAAGAAUCUCACCAGCGGUUGCACAACAACAACAACAAUGGCCGCUGUUCCAACCACCGUCGUGACGUCGUGCAGUGGAUUUUGGGAGUCGCUUCGCAUUACUCGUUUGCAGCUCUAACGGCCGUUCUGGCCGUUAACUAUUUUGAUAGGUUUUUUGACAGAUUUGAUGAAAUGGAGACAGGGAAGAAGAAGCCAUGGAUGAGCCAACUUGCUGCUGUUGCUUGUCUCUCCAUUGCUGCUAAAGUUGAAGAAACUCAUGUCCCUCUUCUUUUAGAUCUCCAAAUUGAUGGAAGCAAAUACGUUUUCGAAGCGAAAACAGUUCAAAAAAUGGAGAUUUUAAUACUAUCAACUCUAGAAUGGAAGAUGAACCCAGUGACUCCACUCUCAUUUCUCGGUUACGUCACAAGAAGACUCGGAUUGAAACCUUAUCUUUCUGUUGAGUUCAUCAACAGAUGCGAGUGUGUUUUACUAUGCUUCCUUCUUGAUGGGAGGUUCAGGUGUCAUCUUCCAUCAGUGGUAGCAACAGCAACAAUGGUGCAUGUGAUCAAUAGUGUUGAACCGUGUAUCGGAACUGAAUUCCAAUCUCAACUACUGGCCAUUCUUGGUAUCAAUAAGGAGGAGGUGGAGGAGUGUCGAAAGGAAAUCCGGGAGGUAACACAUUGUAAAAAUUCUAGUACGCGAAAACGAAAGUUUGGAUCGCUACCCAAGAGUCCAGAUGAUGUAACUGAUCUGUCAUUCAGCUCCGACGAGUCAUGGUCUGUGGUGAACCCAUCGGUUCCAUCCUCGCCCGAACCAGGAGCCGAUAAGAGCCGGAAGGGUGCCGAUAAGAGCCGGAAGGGUGCAGCCUAAGCCAGCCAGACAAGAGUUGUGUCAAUGUUUACUACCUUAAUGGCUUAAUUUAUGUUAAAUUGCCAACCAUCC